This is a messenger RNA of Maudiozyma barnettii, 2244 nucleotides long. It is a transcript of the gene PBP1, whose product is annotated as Pbp1p. The coding region runs from base 1 to 2244 and encodes 747 amino acids. Gene Ontology annotation, cellular component: cytoplasmic stress granule. Gene Ontology annotation, biological process: cytoplasmic stress granule assembly. The transcript has a single exon. The record is from RefSeq and is a predicted model, not a curated record. NCBI's taxonomy places the organism in Eukaryota, Fungi, Ascomycota, Saccharomycetes, Saccharomycetales, Saccharomycetaceae. Gene Ontology annotation, molecular function: RNA binding.
AUGAAACCUGGUAAUAACAAGAAGAAGGACACCAGUCCUUCUGCAGUUUCUACUCAAAAGAAGGGUUUGGUUAACACCAAAGGCAGCAAUGGUGACCAACACUCUCUAUUUGAUGAAUCUUCAGAAGUUGCUAAGCAGUUUCGUGACCGUUUUGAUUAUUUACUUACCGAAUCUAUUGGUAACAAGGCUAUCGUUACUACUGCUUCUGGUUCCAAAUAUAGUGGUAUCCUAGCUGCAUGCAACUUGGAAUCCAUUGAUGGACUGGACAUUGUCUUGAAGAAGCCAACUUUGGUCUCCUCUUUAGGCUCUGAUAUCAAGGCCAAGAAGGAUCUUGGUGAAACAUUGUUGCUCAAGAGUGAUAAUGUUGCUGAAUUAGAGUUAAAAAAUAUCAAUUUAGGUUUAGAUGGUAAGACUGGAAUAACAACUCCAGUCGCUACCCCUAAAACUGAGAAGAUUGCAAAGGGUGCAAAUCAAUUUAGAACAGAUGUUGAUAUAUCUAAUGUCAGAGCUACUAAAGAAAGAGAAUUACAAAGAUGGACCCCAGACGAAGGCGAUUUUAUGGCUACCGAAAAAUCUCAAACUUUAGAAGAAGCUUCUUCAACUUGGGAUCAAUUUUCCGUGAAUGAAAAGAAGUUUGGUAUCAAAUCUACAUACGACGAACAUUUCUACACCACUAGAAUCAACAGGAAUGAUCCAAACUAUCAACAAAAAUUAAAAGAAGCUCAAAAACUUGCUGAUGAAAUUGAAAAACAAGGAACUUCUGGUAAUAUACAUAUUGCUGAGGAUAGAGGUAUUAUUGUUGAUGACUCUGGUAUGGAUGAAGAAGAUUUAUACUCAGGUGUCGAUAGAAGAGGUGAUGAAUUGUUAGCAUCUUUAAAAUCUAACGCAAAACCUUCUACUACUGUGAAAAGUAAUAAAUACGUUCCACCUACUUUGAGAAAUCAACCACAUCACAUGGAUCCUGCUAUUAUCUCAUCUAGUGCUAUAAAGGUAACUGGUGGAAACAUUAUUUCUGAAAAUAAGUCCUCCACUAAAACAACUACUACUGAAUCUGUUAAGAAAAAUACCAUUUCAAAUGAUACCAAGGAUACUACCAAGCCAACCAAGGAAAAUGUAAGACCAAAAGCUCAUUUGAAAAAUGUUGACGAAGAAAUCAAAAAACAAUUGAAAGAAAUCAAGAGACAAAGCGGUAGAAGUGACCACAGUUCUAAAACUAAAGCACUGCCAGCUAAUAAGACCUCCAAGGAGGCUCAAAUUGAGGAAUUGAAGAAUUUUGCCCAAAAAUUCAAAGUUCCUUAUGAUGUCCCUAAGGAUAUGAAUGAUGUUUUGAGAAAGCCAUCCGUAUCUUUGAAGGCCGACCCAUCGUUACCACCUAAGCCAAAAUCUAACUCUACCACACCAGGUGUGGCUAAUAAGAAUUCUACAAAGGUAUCUAACGCUGCCAAUGGAGCUGCUUCUCUAAAUAAAACGGACUCCAAGAAGUCUGGUUCUUCUUCCAACAACGGCCCAGUGAGAACAUCGACCCAUGGUAGAAGACGUCCUGCUGGAUCUUUCUUUGGCUCAAAGAAACCUCAAAACAAUGGUGCUAACAAGGAUACUUUUGGUAAGAACUUUAACUUUUUCUUAAAAUCCAAAGAAGCUCACAAUGAGGAGAAAUCGAUGGAACCUUUCUUGAUUGAAAAACCAUAUUUUGCUACCCCAACAUGGAUCAACACUAUUGAGGAGUCUCACAAGAGUUUAUUUGAUGAUGAAAAUACCAUCAUGCAAGAAUCCCAAGCAAAGUUACAAAUGCGUCACAUGAAUGCUAUGAAUGGUAUGGGUAACGUUUCACCAAACAUGGCAGGAAACGGUAUGAACAUGAUGAGCUACCCAAUGAUGAAUGGUCCAAACGGUGCUGGCUCUCCUAACCCAAUGAUGAACGGGUAUAAUGCCUCUGGAAUGGGUAUGUACAUGCCAUUCCAACCACAACCAAUGUUUUAUCCAUCUAUGGGUCCUAUGGUACCUGUGAUGGGUGGUAAGGAUAACAACGGAAACAAUAAUGGUGCCAGCCCUCCUCCGCAGGAUAUGACAGCCCAUAUGGGUCCUGGUGGAUACAUGAAUGUUGGCGCACCUUACGGUUAUCCAGUUGGUGGUAUGGCUCCAUUCCCUGGAAUGAUGGGCCACAAUGGAAUGAUGGGCGGCGCAACUAAUGAUCACCGUCAUAAGGGUCAUUAUAACCACAAGAACAACAACCAUAGAUCUUGA